AUGAACCCCUCCGUGAAUGGCUUCUACGGCGCACAGCCGCCAAUGAUGAACCCGCCGCCUCCACGCAUCUUUGGCAGCGGCCAAUUCGACCCCUCGCAGCUUCCCCAGAACAUGUUUGCCCAGGACGACAUGGACGACCAAAACGACCAGGGAGAUGCAAAGAGAAGACGCAUCGCAAGGGCCUGCGACAUGUGCCGAAAGAAGAAGAUCAAAUGCGACGGCAAAAUGCCCUCAUGCACGCAUUGCCAGAACUACAAGACCGAAUGCAUCUUCACACAGGUUGAGAAGAAACGCCAGCCUCCGAAAGGCGCCAAAUACAUUGAAGGUCUCGAGAACCGUCUAGCACGCAUGGAGUCGCUGAUGCGCCUGUCUGGUGUGCUUCCAGAGGACGACGACGGCAGCACCGAUCUUGCGACCAUCGAGAAGCGAUUGACAGACCGGGCUGGGCGCUCGGAAACACCCAGACAGAGCCUGUCUGAGGACAGGAGGCAGUCGACAGUACCCCCAUCUACCAACUAUGGCACACCGGUGCAGCCGACCCUCCCGAGCCCCAGGAGUGGCACAGCUUCACCUGAACCAGAAACACAGUCCGUGGGGAAGGGCAAGGAUGGAGAUGACGCACUCGCAGAGAUGAUGUGCUCUCUGGUCACCAAUAACUACGGCGAGACCAGAUAUAUUGGCUCGUCGUCUGGCUUCUCCAUCUUCUCACCCAAAGGUAUCCAAUGGGUGAACGAGAAAACGGGCGACUCUUCCUUCCAGAACAUGAUCUCUACAGCAGCCGUAGAAGAUAACAAGUGGAUACAGUGGCGGCCAGACGUAUUCCAGGACAUCUUCAAGCGCCGAGUCUACAAGCAGCUACCACCAAAGCACGAAGCCCUAUCACUCCUAAAGGACUACUUCGAGAACUUCAACUGCAUGUUUCCACUGUUCCAUGAGCCGACCUUUAUGCACCUUGUGGAUAAACACUACUCAAAGGACCCCUACGAAGGCUCAGGCUGGUGGGCUAGCCUGAAUGUUGCCCUGGCUUUCGCCCAUCGAUUGCGUGUCAUGAGCAACCUGGUGGCAGCAGAGGAAGACGAAAAGGCUUGGCAGUACCUCAAGAAUGCCAUGAGCGUGAUGGUCGAGCUGACGAUGCGCAACACUGACUUGCUCAGCGUACAGGCUUUGUUAGGCAUUGGCUUAUUUUUACUCGGCACCCCGAAUCCACAACCCACGUAUUUCUUCGUUGCAACAGCAAUGCGACUCGCACAUAGCAUUGGGCUGCACAAGAAGGGAGCCAACUUCAAUCUCAAUAAUGCCGAGGUUGAACAACGGAAGCGUGUAUUCUGGAUUGCGUAUAUGCUCGACAAGGACAUUUGCUUGCGCUCCGGUCGGCCGCCUAUCCAAGAUGAUGAUGACAUGAACGUUGAGUUACCGAGCGAAUUUCCAUCAGACAACAUAGGCAACAUUCCACUUGCAGACGGGAAGGGGACGAUGAAUUUGUUCCGCCUCAUGUGCACAUUUUCCAUCAUUCAGAGCAAAGUCUACAAGGGACUGUACUCUGUCAAAGCGUCGAAACAAACAGACGGCGAACUUCUCAACACGAUUGGCGAGCUGGAUCGAAUUUUGGAAGAAUGGAAAGACGGCAUCGCCCUCGAGUUCCGCCCCGAACACGACAUCAAAGCCUCACAUACGCCUCUCAUCCUCCAGGUUGCAGUUCUGCAUCUCGGUUACUACAACUGCCUGACCACGAUCCACCGCAUGAGUGUGCACCAUGGCUACUGGACGAGCCGACUAUCGAAUUUUGCCAUCCAAGGCUUGAACGCUCGUCCACUCAACCCCCGAGUCUUCAUGUCAGCACAACUAUGUGUACAGGCAGCUCGGGCCUCGAUCCACUUGCUCAAGUAUAUUCCCAAGGGGGAUCUGUCCUGCAUUUGGCUCGUUAUUUACUUCCCUGUCACAGCACUCGUCACUUUGUUCGCAAACAUCCUGCAAAAUCCACAGGAUACGAGGUCAAGAUCGGACCACAAACUGAUGAAGCUUGUCGUGAACUUCCUGAACAUGCUCAAUGACGAACAAGGCAGCGGCAGCGUCAAGCGUAUGUGCAGUGUAUGCGCAGAGUUCGAGCGCAUUGUUGCCAUUGUUCUAGACAAGACAGAUAGAGAGCAUGCCUCACGCCGUAAGAGGAAACUGGGCGACACCGAGCAGGACGCUCAAAUAGAAGCCACAGCAGCCGAGCUAUUGUCGACACGGCACGAGUCGCUCUCACAGUCGUCACCAAACGUCGCACCCUCACCGCAGCCGCCACCUCCUCAGCAAGAGGGUCUCAUCUUCAACUCCGACUUCCAAGGCUUCAACGAGCCUUUCCCAUUCUCACCCAACUUCACUCAUGCCUCGUUGCAGGCCAACGCACCCAUGCGCCAAUACGGCUCACCCUCUAUGACCGCGCAAAUGAUCCAGCAACAAGGCAAUCUACCGAUGACAACUGGCGCCGACGUCAAUAGCAUGAACAACAACCUCAAUGCCAUGGCAAUGGGCCAAUUCGAUCAGACAUUCAACAGCGUCCCGCAAGAUCUCUGGAAGAUGCCCAUGACACUUGAAUGGGACUGGGCAGACAUGACUGGUUACAGCGGCUACGAAGACGGCAUCAGCAUGAACGGCGUAAUGCCUGAUUACUCCCAAACAAAUCACGGAACAAGUCAGUUCAAUCACAACAACAUGAACGGCGGACGGUAA
Messenger RNA from Ascochyta rabiei, 2715 nucleotides. RefSeq lists its product as uncharacterized. NCBI's taxonomy places the organism in Eukaryota, Fungi, Ascomycota, Dothideomycetes, Pleosporales, Didymellaceae. The coding region runs from base 1 to 2715 and encodes 904 amino acids. The transcript has 5 exons. Gene Ontology annotation, biological process: regulation of DNA-templated transcription; DNA-templated transcription. The record is from RefSeq and is a predicted model, not a curated record. Gene Ontology annotation, molecular function: DNA binding; zinc ion binding; DNA-binding transcription factor activity, RNA polymerase II-specific.